Messenger RNA from Penicillium roqueforti, 930 nucleotides. RefSeq names its product type 1 glutamine amidotransferase. Lineage: Eukaryota; Fungi; Ascomycota; Eurotiomycetes; Eurotiales; Aspergillaceae. Gene Ontology annotation, cellular component: cytosol; nucleus. The record is from RefSeq and is a predicted model, not a curated record. The transcript has a single exon. Bases 1 to 930 code for a protein of 309 amino acids.
AUGGUUCACCUCAUCCAUAUCGCCGUCCUAGACGUCGACAUACCAGCCCGCAAACUAUACGAGGCUCGAGGACUCUUGAGCGCCCACUUCCGAACCAUCCUCUGCGAGACUGCAACACACCUGAACGAAACCCUGCUCCCCGAGAAAGAGCAACUCGAAGUCAAGAUCACCCCGUUUGAUAUCCGAGGAGGCCAUUAUCCCGACCUAUACACUCUCCGCGGCCAUGAAGACAAGGAUCAUAUACCCGUACGAUACCCAGUGGACGCAGUCUUGAUCACCGGCGGAACGCCCGGCGUAGGCGAAAUGGACCAGUCACCGUGGAUGCAAGUGCUCGAGAAAUUCAUCAAGACAGUCUACAACCAAUACCCCGAAGUCCGCAUCCUCGGCACCUGUUUCGGCCACCAGCUCAUCUCGCACGCUCUCGUCCGCAACGUUGAUGACCCAGUCCACGACGUCUGGGUUGAGAAAUGCCCUUUCGGCCGUGAGGUCGGACUUACCACCGUUCAAUUGGAACACGCCUUUGUGAAGUUGUUCCCGGGCGCACUCGGUGCUCUUCCUAAGGAACGGUUGCGUAUUCAGAUGUUCCAUGGAGAUCGGGUGAUGGCGGUUGCGAAGGGAACUGUUGUUACGCUUGCCGAGUCGCCGCCGGUUUCGCUGCCCGCGCCGUGGAUUAAUAUUGGAAGCACUCCAAUCUGCCCUAUUCAGGGACUGUACCACCCAGGCAGGGUACUCUCUGUGCAGGGUCAUUACGAAAUGGAUCCCUUUGGCCUGACCAAUAUGUGCUUGGAAUCUGCGCCGAUCCUGGGAUGGGAUGAGUCGAAAUUGGCGUUGUUCUUGGAGCAGAUUGGGGAUGCUCGUAAGGGAACUGAUGAUGAUUCUAAGGCCUUUGCCUCUGCUGUGGUGUCUUUCUUGGCUGGCUUUGAAAAUUGA